Molecule: messenger RNA, 483 nt
Organism: Rhagoletis zephyria (snowberry fruit fly)
Lineage: Eukaryota; Metazoa; Arthropoda; Insecta; Diptera; Tephritidae
Source: RefSeq, a predicted model, not a curated record
AUGACUCGUUCGGUAUACAACUUGUUGCUUACUUUGGUGGCUGAUAAUUUGCGCAAACCAAGACAACGUAUUGGUGUCGAAGAGCGUAUUUCGUUGACCCUUUUGCACUUGGGACAUGCGGCACCAAUCCAAACUCUAGCCUGGAGCUAUAAGCUGGGUAGGACAACAGUGCGUAACAUCAUUCUGGAAACUUGCGACGUGUUUUGGCGAUUGCUUUCACCUAUCUAUGUAGCGGAACCCACCGAAGAGCAGUAUAAAGAUAUUGCCAACGAUUUUCAAACAAUGUGGAACAUGCCAAAUUGUGUAGGUGCAAUUGAUGGGAAACACAUCGCCUUACAAUGCCCUAGGAAGUCCGGUUCGAUGUUCUUCAACUACAAGAAAUUUCAUAGUAUAGUCUUAAUGGCCGCUUGUGACGCGAAAUAUACUUUCACGGCCGUUAGUAUAGGAAGCUAUGGUAGCCAAAGUGAUGCAGGCAAGUUAUAA